Molecule: messenger RNA, 1611 nt
Organism: Colletotrichum siamense
Lineage: Eukaryota; Fungi; Ascomycota; Sordariomycetes; Glomerellales; Glomerellaceae
Gene: FRE7-0
Product: Ferric/cupric reductase transmembrane component 7
Exons: 5
Coding region: 1-1611 (536 amino acids)
Biological process (GO): copper ion import; iron ion transport; intracellular iron ion homeostasis
Cellular component (GO): plasma membrane
Molecular function (GO): ferric-chelate reductase activity
Source: RefSeq, a predicted model, not a curated record
AUGUCUCUCCCAUGGCUGGACCAGCCGGUCUUGCUGCACUCAAGCCGUGACGCUGGCAUGUGCUCCAUGACGCCAGAACAAUGCGCUUUGAAAACCUCAUACUGGGUUUUCUGGUACGAAGCCGACCAUCGAUAUGGCCUUCCAACAAUCGCCUUCUUCCUCACAGCCAUUCUUAUCGUCGCUAUCGCCAUGACUCUAGGUCCCCGGCCCUACUACUGGCCAAACACUAGGCAGAUCAGCUUCGGCAACUCACCACCUAUUGCCACGCGAGCUGGGUACAUGGCACUGGCGUGUAUGCCGUUCCUCUUCAUCCUCGGCGCCAAAGCAAACCCGAUUUCGACCCUUACCGGGAUAUCACAUGAGAAGCUCAAUCUAUGGCACAACUGGGUUGCAUGGGCCAUGUUCGCUCUCGCCCUUGUUCACACAUUCCCGUUCAUCGUGUUUCAUGUCUGGAAGGGAGACAUUGUGAAGUCAUUCAAUGAUGGAGGAAUAUGGGUUACCGGUGUUAUUGCUCUAAUAGCGCAGGCCUGGCUAACUUUCAUGUCUAUUCGUUGGAUCCGCGACCGGUAUUACGAAUUCUUCAAGGCAACACAUCUCUUUGCUGCUGCGGUCUUUUUCAUCUUCUUCUUCAUUCAUUGCGACUUCCGUCUUACGUCCUGGGACUACUUUAUUGCUACUGCCGUCCUCUAUUCGCUCUCCUGGUUCUAUUCGCAGUUCAAGACCUUUAUGGAACAUGGGGUCAGCCAUGCACGUCUUUCCAAGGCUACACAAGACUCUCUUAUGGUCACCAUUGAGACCAAUACGAAGUGGACCCCUGGACAACACGUGUACCUACGCUUCCUAACAUGCGGCCUCCAUGCACUCACCGCGCACCCGUUUACUAUCUCUUCGGUUCCUCAGCGUGGUAAACGCAGUCAAAUGGUCUUUUACUUGCAACCCAGAGGCGGAAUAACUGGUAGAUUGGCAAAGCUUGCAGAGAAAUCUCCUGGCAUGUCAGUACCUGUUCUUCUCGACGGACCUUACGGAGGGGUGACCAGCAGAUGGUUCAAAGGCUUUGACAAAACACUGGUUGUUGCUGGUGGAGCCGGUGCUGGAUUCUCAUUGCCAAUGAUUGAACACUUCAUGGAAAGACAUUACGUCGGAUCGGAACUCGAGGUGGUUGUGGUUUCAAGAGAUCCUGGUUUCCGAGAGUGGUACUGCCAAGCUUUGAACGAUAUUGCCGAACGGCAUGCUGCGACGGAAGACAUCAAGGCGAUGCGUGUGGUUGUCAAGGUUCAUGAGACUAGCCCGUCAAGCCAAAUUUUACCCUCCGCGUCCGAGCCCGGAACGCCAAAUGAUAAAGAAGUCAUGGAUCACUCAACGGCCGUCUCGACGAAAGGAAGUGUUACUACGGGUCCGAUCAAUAUUCAAUCCCUGACAGGACGGCCGAGCAUUCCAUUGAUUGCGCAAGCAACAACCGAGAAGCAAGGGACAGUGGGCAUGGUCGUCUGUGGACCAUCCUCUAUGGUCUUUGAUUUAAGGCAAUGCGCUGCAACUGCACAGCAACGCAUCAUGCAAGGAAAGGCCGCAGCUGAAGAGGUCUGGUUCUAUAAUGAAAGCUUUUCGUUCUAG